GGGCGAGCCAGGUCUGAGGCCCCGCUCCCCGAAACGUGACCAUGUGGAUUCAACAGCUUUUAGGACUCAGCUCCAUGUCCCCCCCCUGGCCGGGCUGCUGCCUCGGAAGCCAUGCUUGGAUACUUAUAGCCAUGUUCCAGCUCGCCGUGGAUUUCCCCGCCUGUGAGGCCCUGGGCCCAGGCCCCGAGUUCCGGCUCCUGCCGCGCCCGUCGCACCGGCCGCCCCGGUUGUGGAGUUUUAAGAGCGGACAGCCAGCGCGGGCCCCGGCCCCCGUGUGGAGCCCCCGGCCGCCCCGCAUGGAGCGGAUUCACGGGCAAAUGCAGACUCCUCGGGCCAAACGGGCCCACAAGCCCAGGGACCAGGUGGCCGGGCUCGUGCCCAAAGGGGGGCUCUCCAAGCCCCCAGCUGCGGCCAAAUCCAGCCCUUCCCUGGCCUCCCCCUCCUCGUCCUCACCCCCUGUGGCCGGCGGGGCCACGGAACAGCAGGCCCUGCUGCGGAGGAGCAGGAGGCACCUGCGGGGGGAUGGUCUCAGCAGCUUUGACUUCAGAGGCGGCCGGCCCACGACGGAGGCCGAGUUCAUCGCCUGGGGGCCCACGGGGGACGAGGAGGGCCUGGAGUCCAACACGUUUCCGGGCAUUUACGGCCCCACCACGGUCUCUAUCUUACAAACGCGGAAGACAACUGUGGCCGCCACCACCACCACCACCACGGCCACCCCAACGACGCUGCAGACUAAGGGGCUCACCGAGUCCCUGGACCCCCGGAAAAGGAUCCCGGUCGGGGUUAGCACAACAGAGCCUUCCACCAGUCCCAGCGGCGAUGGGCAGAGCAUCAAGCCCCCACGGAUCCUGGGGGAGACCUCAGGUCUGGCUGUCCAUCAGGUCAUCACCAUCACCGUCUCGCUCAUCAUGGUCAUAGCUGCUCUCAUCACAACUCUUGUCUUAAAAAAUUGCUGUGCCCAGAGCGGGAACACGCGGAGGAACAGCCACCAGCGGAAGACCAACCAGCAGGAAGAGAGCUGCCAGAACCUGACCGACUUCACCUCGGCCCGCGUGGCCAGCAGCCUGGACAUCUUCACGGCCUACAAUGAGACACUCCAGUGUUCACACGAGUGCGUCAGGGCGUCUGUCCCCGUGUACACCGACGAGACGUUGCACCCGGCGGGGGAGUACAAGUCCACGUUCAAUGGAAACCGGCCCUCCUCCUCUGAUCGGCACCUCAUUCCCGUGGCCUUUGUGUCUGAGAAAUGGUUUGAAAUCUCCUGCUGACUGGCGAAGCCUUUUUUACCUCCUGGGGGCAGGGCAGACGCCGCGUGUCUAUUCCAUGGAUUCCGUGGGUGAACCUGUAAAAACAAAACAAACAAAACAAAACAAAAAAA
This is a messenger RNA of Propithecus coquereli (Coquerel's sifaka), 1378 nucleotides long. It is a transcript of the gene AJAP1, whose product is annotated as adherens junctions associated protein 1. The transcript has 6 exons. The record is from RefSeq and is a predicted model, not a curated record. Lineage: Eukaryota; Metazoa; Chordata; Mammalia; Primates; Indriidae. Bases 42 to 1268 code for a protein of 408 amino acids. Gene Ontology annotation, molecular function: beta-catenin binding. Gene Ontology annotation, cellular component: cytoplasmic side of plasma membrane; plasma membrane; adherens junction.